AAUAUAUAUAUCCUUGUUUAUUUUUCCAUUUUAAAGGUUUUUGUUAACUGAAGAUAUCCAUCGUUUGUUCAAAGGAUUUGUGCUAAUUCUUAUCAGUCAUGGAUUUGUCGGUUAACAUGAAGAUACAUAGUACCACAAAGCUACUACGUAUACUACCUAGCUUCGUAAGCACAAUGUCGAACAAAGAUAUUAUGACUCCGUCAGUUUCUCCAUUGUGUAACGAUGGAGAUGAAGUACCACCUAGGGCGACUUUUAAGAAAUUUAAUCAUAAAAGCACUAUUAUAGUAUUGAUUGGAAAUCCAAGUGAAAAUUAUAAAUCUAAUCCAAUACUUGUGGAUGAUUUUUAUUUAAGUGCAUAUGCCUUUCAGAAGAAAAGGAAAUCCACUUCUGUUAAAUCACCAAAUUUUGAUCCAACAUUAAACCCUGAAUUAAUUAGUUGCAUUUCGGAAUUGAAAGGUAAGUUUGCAGAAACAUUGAUUUCAUUAGACUUGGUUGCGAGUUGUCUUGAAUCGCCAAGUGAAGAAAGUGCAGACCAGCUAAAACUGUUGACCGACCAUAGGAAAUGUACCUACGAAGACACUGACAAAACAUUAAAAAAAUUGCUAAGUUUGUUAAGGGGACAUAGUUCCACGGAGAGCGAUAAUGAAAAUGCUGAUUCUACAAAUGAUAACCUAGGUUGCCACUUAGAUUGUCAACCAUGCAGUAUUUCACAAGAGUCUUUACGAAAAGGCAUCAAUGAAUAUAAACAAACACAGGAACCUGCCUUUGAAACUAAAAAAGGCGUAAUGCUGCAUGAAAAGAACAUGGAACAAUUACAUACCACUCGAGAAUGGCGCGAAUUAACUAAAAACAUGCAUUUAGAAAAUCAACUUAAACAGCUGAAACAAAAAAAGAACAGUCUGAAAAAACAGUUGGAAACAUUACAAAUUAAAAAGGAAGAGAUUUUGAUUGAGCUGGGAAAAAUUAAUGUGGACACAACGGCUAGAGAAAGCCAAAAACGAAACUCGGAACGCUCUCAACGGGUAUUCCGUAACUCGUCACCCGAAGCACGAUCUGUUUCCCCUACCGGAAAUGACAAUCCAAUUCCUAAAGAUGACAUGCUUGGCUACAUAAGUGACUCUUCCCUAAAUGGAAAUCUCUCUCUAAAUGGUUUCAUAAAUUCUCAUACAACACAUGAAAGUGAUGAUCAUCCAGUGAAUACAUCAGGUGCUUAUACCGCUGCUCCUAGUACUAGUCAACAACUUCUCAUGGGUGCCGCGUUGCAAGGACGUAAUCAACGAGCGGAGAAAGAAGAGAUGGUCAAAAAGGCCAAAAUUCACGGAGGAAGUCAAGACAGCACAGGCGAAAUUCCAGCAAUACAAAAUGAAAGUGAAAUGAGAGAGAUGUCAAGUGGCGGAGAGAGAAUUGAUCAAACUGGAAAUGUCAAGGUGGCCAGUUUAAUGCCAAUGCCAUCUGGAGAGGAGCGGAAUGAGAAAGGUUCAACUCAGCGAAUCUAUGAAGAUUUGUCGUUCUCAGUCCAGCAAGAUGAUUCAAAUGGAAGAGAGUACAUUUCCCUCAGUAAUGUACCACCAACAUCAGUGGCAACGAUGUUGUACAACAAUUACAAGCUUCUUUUACUAUCUCUGGGCCAAAGAUUUCUUUUCUCUGACGUCGUAAAGUUAAAGGAGUGGGCUACUCAAAAAUUCUCAAUCGAGAACGCUCAAAAUGGUACUGAUGUUCUCUUUCAACUUGAUAUGAAGGGAAUAAUCAAUGCUUCAAAUUUAAAUCCACUUCGCGAUUUCUUUGAAUCCAUUGUCAGGAUUGAUCUUGUCUGUAUUAUUGAUGAAUUUCUCCUUGGUGAUUACAGUUUACUUCGCCAAAUUCCAGCCUGGAAAAAACGAGAAGCGAAUAGGACACACAAUCUUCAGCAUGGUUCCACUUCAUGCUAUACAAGUGUCGUCAAUACAGCGUGUUCCAGUCAGUCCUUCCCUCAAGGUUCAAGCACAGCUGGAAGAACUUCCACCUGUCCAGCAGAAGUUAAUAGAAACAGAAACCCAGCAACUUCAAGGAAACCAGAAAAUAACAAUACACCACAAAGAUCGAUCUCUGGACAAAAUCACCAUCCUGUUCUCACAAGUUUCUCAGGAUACCCAAACACAGACAACUGGAAGCUCUGCUCUAGGUCUCCCAAUGAAAACCAAUCCACAGCCCAUGAACAGGGAAAUGCGAUUCCUGUUGGGACUGGAUCAAGUGCAGUUGUUGGUGACGUCCCUGUUACAAGUAAGUUUCUUUAAUUAAUGUUUUACAAGACUGGUAUCCUUUAGAAAAUUAAUAUGUUUCGCUUUUUUAACGAACGUAUAGCAAUUACUGAUUGUGAUUUAAUUAAAGUUGUUCCAUAAUUAUGACACAUUGGGAUCUGUGUAUGAAACGCGCAAGGACAGUAUAACUGAAGGGUCUUGUACAUGGAAAUUAUGAGUGAAAAUUUAUGAACAUUAAUUUGACUUCAGUAACCAGGAACAGCUGGUCAAAAUGAAACUACAGGUCCCUGGCAGAAAUAGAACAUGCGCUCCUGCGAUUCCGAAGCAGUACUCUACUCAUGAACGGAGCUUAAUGUUGUACUCCUGUUAACCAUACUUUCAACCUUCAUCUAUGUGUAUAUUUUGCUUGUUUAUUAUAUAUCAGCUGUUUUUCAAAAGCAACCGCGAAGUCAUUUUUGGAUUGAGGGCGGGUCUUAGGUAAAAUGCUUGAGCUUACUAAACAGCACACGCAGCCCCUGUAAAAUUUGACAUAUUAUACCCAUCAGAGCAGCAAAUUUACUACGGUACAGCUAAAAAGUAUUUCAAACGACUCCUAAAAAGCCAUUAUAUAUAAAACAAAUAUAAUUUGUUGGCUUGGUGAAAUUUUCCAUGAAUAGAUGUUAUUCCUUUAAAUUUAAUAAUUUUUUCGCGCGUCAUGGCUUUGAGUUAUAGUUACAAUGAUUUUUAUAAAAAUUGCAUUUUUCUUACUUAUCCGUCGCUACACCUUUCGAAGAAAUAUUUUCGUGGAAAGUGUGAACGCAGUAAAUGGAAACACAGUGGCGGACACUUGGGGGAGGGGCGACUAAGGGGCGAGCCCCCCCAAUAAUUUUGAAAGACUGUAGAAAUCUUGUACCAAUUAAAACAAAUUACACUCAUAUAACGUAAUUGUCAUCAUAAUAUAAUAAUAUAUGUUUCUAUACUGUACAUGUCACAACAUCCGCACUUUAUACACUCUUUUUAAUUUGACGGAUAUUAGGGGGUCAACUUUUCGCAACAGGUACUUCUUUAAAUGUCAUUGUCGAUUUUUUGUUGUUUGAAGCUUAUACUAUUGUUUAGCGGCGAAAUUUUCUGCUGCACAAUAAUAUUAAACUAUCAUGUUUAAAAACAAUGGGGAAUUCAAUUAACAUUCCAAUUUUAUGUUAAAAAAAACAAAAGCGAGCGCAACGAAUAAAUUUCACUCGCUCACUUAGAGAAAUAAAUUUUUACAUUGUCAUUAAACCACCUUGCUAUUCCAUUCACAAAUGUAAAAAUCAUGUAAAUAUUUUCUCUGAAAUGCUGGUUUCUAUGCUUAGCAUGUGAGUUAUAACAAAAUGCAACAUUGAAACGGUGUUUUGAAAACCUAGUCUUCAACAAAAUGUGUUCUCAGAAUGCUCCAAAUGUCAUUUCCGGGAUUCAAAUUUAAAAAUUUCCCCGUUCCUUCGGCACGAGCCGCCCUCCCCCACCAUAUUUCGCAAAGUGUCCGCCACUGUGGAAACAAAUUAACACCUGUCUACCAAUCGAACGCAAAAUUUUUUGUUUGGAACCGAAAAGAAACACGUGUAUAUAUACACUGUGUCAAAAUUAAUUCCCUAUUAAGACAUGGAAUUUGAGGUGUUAUUUGAAACCGAUUGAAACACAUGGAUAAACUAUAAAGUUAUAUGCUUUGUAUAUUAUACACCUUUUAACACGCCUUUUAACAUUGUCCCGCAAAGCGUUGUUGUAAAAGCUAUUUUUCACUGGUUGGAAAUGCCUUCUAUAAUUUUGGUGAUUGGUGAAGUUUAAUUUUCGUUUCCCCUUGCAGGGAUACCAGUGCAAUGAGAAAUGCCCCUUCCUGAUUCCGCAGAAAAAACUGUUAGGGUCGAUAGAGUUAUUUUAUGGAAGAGUUAAAUAAAAGUGUGUAAUAAUUGGUUUUAGUAUAAUUACAUAGGUGAUUAUUGAAAAUUCUCCACGCUGAUUGGUUGCUGUUGAGGUGAUUAUUACGCGAUAAUCACCUAAGCGAUUUUCAAAAUGGCGGCCGAAGCCGUUUUGUCAAUUAAAUGACGAAGAAAUGUGUAUUUUUUAUGUUUUUCUACAUAAUCACCUAUGAAAUUAUACUAAAGCAAUUAUUCAUCUCCGGCUCGGUGAUUAUCGUGAAUAAAAACCUCGACUUCGUCUCGGUUUUUAUUCACCGAUAAUCACCUCGCCUUCGGCGAAUAAUUGUUAAUUAAUCUUUCAAUAAUAGACGAGAGAAUACCAACGGCAGGAAUUUCUUCAACAAGAACAAAUCCAGCAGUGACAAACAAUGCAAUAAAUACUCAUGUAACAUUUGGUAGUAACGGUUCCAAACUUUCCAAGUUCCAACGUCCAGACACAGGAAAAAGCAUCGUUUCUCACGCCCGGUUUUUAAACACUUCUCGAAGUCAGGACCUACAGAUAGGAAGUAAUUGGUUAUGUAGUCAUUACAAACGACAGUGUUACGUCAAAUUUGAAUGUUGUGACAAAUUUUGGCCAUGCCAUCGGUGUCAUAACAACCAAAGCACGUGUGGAAAAAAGAAGCUUAAAUCACGUGACACGGAGAUGGUGAAAUGCGUUCACUGCAAUAAAGUGCAACCGGUAACCAUAACUUUAUGUUGUAAAAGUUUCCACAGGAUUACGCUCACAUUUGUGUAAACAGUUGACUUAUACGUAUUAUGUGGGCACGAAAGUUGCUGUAAAAUUAAGCUAUAUUAUAUAUUAUUUAAUUGUUUUAUUUAGUUUGGUCAAUUUUGUUGCGAUUGUGCUAUGGUGUUCGCCAAUUAUUUUUGUGGUUUGUGCAAACACCUGACUGGCAACGAUGACCAUCCUUAUCAUUGCGACAAAUGUGGAAUCUGCAGGUAUAACUUGCUUAGCUUACACAGCACGAUCCUUGUUAAGACCAUGAGGGUUUGUCAUGAUCUUUUGUUACUCUGUGAAGAUACAUCAUUUGUGUACUGCAUGCAAUUUGCUGAUCAAAACUUCCCUUCUUGCAUACUAAGACAGUUUUUCCUGUUUUCUUCUGGUAUGCAUAACAGGUUUGUUCUAGUUACCUUCGAUUUCAUCUCUUGAUAAUGCUAAUCUUGACCUUGGUGACCACAAGGAGGAGCGGUUUAGAACUGAUAUAGCUUCCAGAAUAAUUAAUAAAUUCAGUUAUGUGUUGUAUUUGUUUUACUUUAGAAUUCACGGAGAUCGUUCAUUUCAUUGUAAUGUUUGUGGAAUUUGUUUGGAUGUCAAACUUCGUGGAAAUCACAGAUGUCGUGAAAAUUCUGCACACGACGAAUGUUGCAUUUGUUUGGAGGUAUUAUACAAAUACAAUUUGACUGGAUACAUUUUGACAUAACAAAAAAAUAUAUUGGGACUAGCGCAGGGCAAAAUUGCUUCUUCCCUCAUGCAAUUUUUUGGUUCCCAGUAUAUCGUCUCGUAACAUUCUCUUUUGUAUCAAUGUCGUUAGGGGAAUCCCUAAUGCUUAACUUACCUAUGAUAUACUCCAUAACUCAUUAAGAUACGGUUGAACAGGCUUAUUAGGCUUUCAAUUUUCAACUGAGUCACGAAAAUGGUUUUUAUGUAUUUUCUUGCAGGAUUCAUUCACUGGAUGUCAAAUUCUCCCAUGUUCACACAAAGUGCAUAAAGAAUGUGCAACGAAAAUGAUACGCAGCGGAAUGUAAGUACUUUAUGGCUUUUUGGAAAUGAUUACUACCUUUAGAUAAUCAGAUCAUGCAGAAUUAGUAAAUAUUCGCUACCCUACAGAAGUCACUCAACCCUACGAAGCAUGAUUGCGGCCGUUAUAGGAGGGAGGAACGCUGUCUCCAAAGUUUAACUCAAAUUGUAAAGUAUGUGCUUCAAAAAUUCAAACAUUCUAGAGUUAAGGUCGGAUUCCAUAACGUCCCCUUUCCAUGAGCUUGCGUUGUAAAGUUAUAUGGAGUGACCACGAGCGGGAUCUCUUGUAGCGCUCGUGCACGCAUUGAAAGUUGAACAAUUUCCGCCGAAUACACACGACGUAAUUAAAGUCAACCGAUCACAUUGCUUUGAGCACCAAACUUUGAUAGAUGGGGUGCCUUUCUUGCGUGCGAUGACGUAUCCUUUCGUUUGGUUCGCCCUCGCUGGUAAAGCGCACGCAAUGGAAACCUACAGUAUCUAUACAAGCCAACGCCAAAUAUCAUGAUACGGCACCGGACGUGCGUGCGUGAGGACGAACAAGUGCGUUUAUUUUCAAGGCGCUAACUGUGCAUGAAGUUGUGGAAAUAUUUAUUUAGCAUGGUGUAGUGUGGUAGAAAUGGCGUGUGGCAUUUUUUGCAUCAAUCCUGGAGCGCAGGGCCCCUUAAAGGGCGGUUCUCGUGGCACAUGCCGCUCCUGCUACUGCGUUAACGCGACCCUGCACCUGCCACAAUUUCUAUUUCUGCUGCUGUUAAUCAUAAUAAUCUUGAACGGUCUGUUCCAGUGUAGGCAGUGCCAACGGUAAGAAAGUUUCGGAUUGAUAGGGAUACAAGUACCUGAAAAAAUAAUGAGACCUUUAAUAUUUCGAGCCCAAUUCGUCGGAGGCCCUAACUUCCCGACGAGGGCCUUCGCUCGAAAUGUAGACGUUCUUCCUGGACUUUUCAGUUAUAAUUGCAUCAAUCCUGCGCUGUUAACAUUGCCUAUACCAUGGAUAAUAAAAUAAAUGGAUUGGAAACUUCUGACGUCAUUGACUGCAUCCUUGUUGAAAAACGUGACGUCACGCGUAUUGCGAAUGUUACCAAAGUUCUCGGCAUUUUUGUUGUUUUGCUAUAUUUUCCACUUUAAAAGGGUGAUCUUGAAGCGUAAACUGAUGUAAUUGUUUUAAAAACAUGCCUAAGCCACGACAAAGUAUUCAAGGUAAAUGUUUUUCGUCUUUGUUUUGUAUUUUUUUACAUUUGUAGCUACGAAAUUGGCGUCACAAAUUUUUGCGAAAUUUGCGAUGUAUUUUUCACUGUUUAGUGCUUGAAAUAUUUGCUAAAAUUGACUGGGAACACUUAGAGUUUUCAUCGUAGAAUGGCGUGGUUACAUUUAUUUGCUCUUUGACUAAAAUGUUUAGCUGUAUUAUUGCUAAACAUGCCGUUUUUGAGAAUUUGGUUUUCAACUAGGUUGAGGCACCCAGCCACGCCAUCAAUCCCAGUAAAAACAUUAGGUCACGUCAGCUAGUUUCCUAUCCAUUUAUUUUAUUAUCCAUGCCUAUACUAGCCUUCAUCCGAAAAUUGAAAAAUUUGACGUUCAGAAACAUAUACUAAUGCGUUCUGUUCUUCUUUUCUCGCAGAACACGAUGCCCAAUUUGUCGUGAGAGUUUUGCACACAAACUUGAACGACGACCGAUUCGAAAUUCACGAGAACGCUCUGGAAUAUAAUCCAGGAGAGGUAGCCAGAUUUUAAGAUUUUCAUAUCUACUGUAGAGAAGACACGGUUCUUUGCGUCAGCGGAUAUGAAUUUCUGAAAAAGCUGCCUAUGUAAUCCAGUUUCUGUAAGUAUUUUGUAUAGUUUACAUUUUUAUUGACUUUAUUAAAAAAACGGCACUAUUUUACAACAUUAAUUAUUUACAAACGUAUCGGUUAGAAAUAAAAAAGAAGAUAAAAAGAAAAGGUGAUCUUCCAAUAGGCCGUGUGUGCAUGCACUAUAUAAAACAUAUUAUAUAACUUAUCAAUGGUUUUAAAAUUAAUUCAACAACAUUAAUAUAUUUGCUUCAAUUUGGUUUUGAAGCUGUAGAUACUAUUCGGUAAUUUCAUUGCAGUGGAAAGGUUAUUCCAAGCCUCGGCCCCCUUGCAGGCAAAAGCCUUUUUCAUAUUGUUUGUUUUUGGUUUAGGUAAAGCGAAAUUGAAUUCGCUAUUUCUCGUAUUAUGAUUAUGCAUUGAAAUCGUGUUAGUGGAAAUUUCAGUUAAUUAAAUGAUUUGGUAACAUUUUGUUUUUGACUUCAAACAUAAUGAGCGCCAAUUGCUGUUCUUUUCUGGCUUAAUUUUGUAUCUUACAAAUCCUGCGUUUUCCAAAAUAUCAUAAUAUUGUAAUUAGUGUUCUAUAAUCCACUAGUUCUCGGAGCCGUCUUAGGAUGCUGUGGCCUGCAUUGACCUUUCCAGUAACUUGGUUCACUUGGGCAUUCCAUGACAAAUUUUCGUCAAUCUUAACACCAAGUAAUUUGGUUACUUUAAACUCUGUGGCAAUUAAUACGCCAAUGUGAAAUCUUGUAGUUUAAUUUUUAAAAAAAAGGACUGCCCAGCAAAAACUUUACUAAACUAACCAUGCACUUAACAUCACUCUUUAUUAAUUGACUACUUUAAGUUGUUUUCCUUUUUUGUAUUCAUUUGUUCUUUCAAACUAAGUAACUGUUUUUGUAAUAUUAAACCAUUAUUUUGUAAAUAUGUAUAGCAUACAUACCCUGUAAAUUCAUUUAGAUUGCUCUGCACAUGUACAUGUCGUUUUGUAAAAAAAGAAACAUGAAAGCUAAUAAAU
Molecule: messenger RNA, 8699 nt
Organism: Paramuricea clavata
Lineage: Eukaryota; Metazoa; Cnidaria; Anthozoa; Malacalcyonacea; Plexauridae
Source: the annotation of a GenBank genome assembly